Molecule: messenger RNA, 894 nt
Organism: Moneuplotes crassus
Lineage: Eukaryota; Ciliophora; Spirotrichea; Euplotida; Euplotidae
Source: the annotation of a GenBank genome assembly
UUAAUUUUGCUCUAAAAGUAUAACUUUAAUCAAGACCAAACAAAAUGGCUGAAAACCGUGUGAAUCCUCAUGAAAAACAUGAUCUACAGAUGGAGUCUGAGACUCUUGAGAAGAAUCUAUGCUUUAUAAUAUAGCAACUGGACUUUGAAACCAUUGCCCUGAUGGUGAAUAUUUAGACUCCACAUCCCAAAUCUGUAGAGUUUGCCCCAAUACCUGCAACAGAUCAUGAGCAUACCAAAGUAGUUGACUCACUUGACCAGCAGGACAAAGCUUGGAUUUGAAAACACUACAAUGCGUAACUAAUUGAGAUAGUUCCUCCCAAAUUGAGCUUACAGGAUCUCAAAUCUCUUUUUCAAGCGUUUGCAGAGAUUUUGAAUAUUACGUUGACCCGACAUCAACUGAAGUUAUAGAGCUAGGCACUAAGCAGUAUCCAUACAGAAGUCUCAAAUCUGUUACAUCAGAGAUUUUAAACCAUCUCUCUCAUCACCAAAAAGAAAUUAUUAUCUACAGCAAAGAUGCAUAUCUCCAGGAUCGGACAAUGUUCUUUGUGAAUAUCACUAAUGUAAAAAUUACAACUCAUCCUGAAUAUAUUUCUUGGAGUCGCAAGGCUAUUCUUACUUUGACAGAGUAUGAGCAGAUAGGAAUUAGCAAGAAAGCAAGGCGCCACCUUCUCACAAAUACUGGUCUCCCUAUUACUGAUUUAAUAAACAAUGGAAAUUUUACAACCUCCGAAAAGACACAGGCAAAUAACCUAGCUUCAAACUCACUUAUCAGAACAGGACUUGAGAUAAAUAACAUUGACAUAUACAGGGAACGGAUGGUUUCCAAUCUGUUUGUGCAGGCUAUCUAUUUGCAAAACUUAGAUUUUAAGCUGAGUAAGUUUUGAUAGAUAUA